Messenger RNA from Pseudo-nitzschia multistriata, 2504 nucleotides. The record is from the annotation of a GenBank genome assembly. Lineage: Eukaryota; Bacillariophyta; Bacillariophyceae; Bacillariales; Bacillariaceae.
AGAACUAUCCAGCUCCUACCGCACACCAUAUUGAUCCUCCGUAUCCAUCCCCCUUGCACCCAGCCUCCACAUCCAGCCUCCACAUCCAGCCUCCGCGUCCUCCGCUUCCUCCGUAUCGAUCCUCCGCAUCCUUCUUCCAUCUCCAUCCCCCUCGCAUCCAGCCUACGCAUCGAACCUACGCAUCAAGCCUCCGCAUCGAUCCCCCCAUCGCAUCGUCAUCGAAAUCUCCAGAACCUUACGGUAUUUUCAUCGACCAACAUGAAAGCCGCCCUUCUGUUUUUGCUACUAGGAGCGUGCACAGGAGAAUCCCCCGUGCAGGUCUCGAAUGGUGCCGAACAAUCCCCUCGUCACCGCAGGGGGCUGUCCCCUUGGUCAUCUAGAAAUGAUCCCUAUGAAUGUUUCAAUGAAUAUGGUUCAUCAUCAUCAAGUAAAGACUAUUUUUUCGGUUUUUCAGGACAAGAUAUAGGUGACUUUGGUGGUGCCAUUGGAACGUUACCGGUUUGCCUCAUCGAGGUGGAAAGUAAUCCAGUCACAAAUUCCAUGUCUACUCGUCCGAUGCGCCCAAGCCUCGGUAAUGGGAUCAUCGGCCUUUCGCCUUCCUGUUCGUUCAGCGGAGAUACUCCAACAAGGUGUAACAACAACGAAACAGAUGUCAUUUCCUCCCUAGUGAAGUCUGGUUCCAUUUCUAGUUUUCAAUUUACUAUGUGCUUUGAAGAAAAUGGAGGCAACUUAUAUCUCGGACCUGGGCAGUACCCCGAAUCGACCAAGUGGUUCCCCGCGAAUCCAUUCAUAGCAUCCGGUGGAGAGGGCCCAUUUUGGAGUUUGAAAGGGCCAAGUGAUGGAAGUUCUGUUGGUAUUCUUGCGCGUGGUUCUGAUGGUCAUGAAACGUCCAUUGGGGAAAUAACAAGCACUGAAUAUAAUGAGGGUUGGGUUUGCGUUGAUAGCGGAACCUAUGGCUUUAUAUUUCCACAAAAGUUCAAUUCUAUGAUCUUAAGGAAAAUUGCGAAUGUUUGGGCGGAUGACGAAGAAGCUACACAGAUUUUCGCCUGUUAUUCUGUGGAUUGCAUGCUAAAGGUACUAGAAAAGCUUCAACAGUCUCUUGAGCUUCGAAAGGAAGAAGCAGAUCACCUCAAUUCUCUUGUUCCAGACCUUGUUUUUCGAGGUUUUGACGGAGGCGACAUUGUAGUUGAUGGAAGUUUGUUGUUGUACGAGACAUACCCUUCCAGUGGAAUUUAUUUACAAUCAUGGCAACCCGGCAAUGAACUUUGUUUUGGAACUGGCUUUCUUUUGUACAAGACUGUGGUGUUUGACAACAGUGAACCUUCAACCCCAAGAAUUGGUAUUGUGUCUGAAGAAGGUGGGGAUUGCAAUGAACACGACUACAGUGAAAAAGGAAAUAUUGUUAAGAUGUCAGCACCGGGAGGCCUAUCAAACUUAUUACAGUCUGGAACAUACCUAGGAGAGAUUGAGUUUGGAGGGCAAACGCAACUUGUGCAGCUAGAUACCGGAUCUCAAAUGUUCAUGCUUCCAAACAAACCAUCCUGCAUGCAGAUGGAUGCGUGGCCAGAUUCGUGUCUCAACAUAUUUUGGGUUGGUGACGGCAUCGUAUACGCAUAUGUCAACAAGGAUGAUGGCAAAUGUUCAAAGUACGCUCCCCUGAUAGCUAGUAGUAACUACGACUCCCAACUUACCCUCGAUGGCUUUGUCGGCUAUUAUGUCGGCCCGCCGGUAGAUUUCCUUCGUACCUUGAUGGAAGUUCAACCUUUUGCAGAAUGCCAACCGCUAAGAGCAUAUUGUGGGRAAAAAAAAGGAUAUCGCAAAGACUUGUCUCCGUCUUUCCAUUAUUUUCCAAUAGGUUCGAACCUCACCUUGGGCGAAUGGAAAAAACCACCGGAUCAACUUUCUCCAAGUGUUGUUUCUGCCUUUGCCAGUGACAUUGGCAUUGAAGUAACCUGUAGCAUGACUGGUGCGCCGAGUGACGAGGACGGCGGUGAAUCUGAUCAUGAGGAGGAAGGAGGUAAAAAGAGUAAAAAAARCAAAGGGAAAGGCACAACAAGUAACAAGCGGAGCAAAGGAAGUAAGAAAAAGUCUCCGUCCUAGCCCCGCUGGGACUCCGAGUUGUAACGCUGUUUUCUGGUCAUCCUACUUUCAAGCUAUCACCAGCUCUACCCACCAAAACCCCUAGUGCCAGAGGAGGGAAAGGCUGCAAUCAUUUGGCAACGAAGGUACAGACUAUUAGUACUAAUGGCAUAAUACAACAAAGCAGGUAUGGCGGCAAAGCUUGGAGAGGGCCUUGAAUUUGUUCACGUCCCAGUUAAUACUUCUUCGUACACGAUCAUCCGAAGAACACGGUAUUCAACUGCUUCGAUGAUGCCAUUACAAUUUGGACAGAGCAUCGUUUUCCAAUGCUCGGUUACAAAUUACGAAAMACUUUUGGUGUAAGCGUUUGGGCGUCGUGGUUGCGAAGCGCUGUGGGUGCCACGCAAUAAUAAAUUAGAUUAGCA